AAGAAAAUGUAUAAAAUUCUUAAGUCAAUUGUUAAAUCUGAAUUGUGUUUGCCUUUAAAUACUGGAAUGAUCAUAAAUAAAAAACCAGUGAAAGAAUAUCUUGAUGUAAAACUGAGAAACAAGAAAUGUAUCGGUUCAUGGGAAACGGGUGAUGGUGAUUCAGUAAUACUUUAUGCAAGUGAUAAAACACAUCUUUCACUUUUGGAAGAAAUUAUGAAAGAAAUUUUUGUUGCCAAUACACUGGAUUUUGUGGACAAAAUUAAGGAUACUCCAAAUCAUAGAAAGUGGCUGACAUUUGUUGAAAGUCUAAAAGAAGAGUUUCCAGAUUCCCAUUUUAUUGGAGAAAAUUCUAUUGUUGCUCUUGAUGUUGUAGUUAAUGAUAUAAAAAGCAAAAUUUAUAACUUUAAGCAAUCUUUAAUUUACGAAUCUUAUAUAUCGAUUAAUCUUGCACAUUUCCUCUUUCUUAAAGAGUUCAAAGAACAGGAAAUCAAUGACUUUAGUGAGAAAAAUAAAAUAAGAAUGUGUGUCUCAAAGAUAAUAAGUUACACUGGAAGGAACACAAGAGCAAAUUAGGAAAAUGGAAAUAUUUAUAGAAAACUUAAGAAAAGAUAUCAGCUCAAAAGAAGAAAACUUCAAAAUGUUUGGAUUUCAAGAAUUUCUGAAAAGUGGAGAAGGAAACACUUUCUUGUGUGAAAUGCAGAAGAAAUCUGAGAGCAUAAUAUUAAAUUCAAAUUUAGGAAGUGAAACAGAAGAAAUACUUAAUUUUGUGUAUAAGAACUGUGAAAUAGUGUUGAAGGAAGGUGACAUUACGACUCUGGACACAGAUGCUAUUGUUAAUGCUGCAAAUGGCAGACUGGAUCAUAUUGAUGGGGUUGCAGCAGCCAUUGUGAAGAAAGGUGGGUCGGAAAUUCAAGCUGAAUCCAAUGAUAUUAUGGAACAAAGAAAGAAUGAACUGGAACCUGGAGAAGUAGUGUCAACUAAAGCUGGUAAACUCAAAUGCAAGACUAUCAUUCAUGCUGUUGGACCUGUUUCGAAUUAUGGAGGGACUUGGGAAAUGUUUUACCUUGGAAUUGCUGUUGAAAAUUGUUUGGUAUUUCUUGAUUUAAAUUCGUAUAUAUCAAUUGCAAUUCCUGCUAUCAAUACAGGUAUUUAUGGUAUACCCAUAGAAGAAGGAACCAAAUGUAUAGUAACAACUAUAAAGAUUUAUCUUGAUACACACACAAAUUCUAAAAUAAAACAUAUUUGUUUGAUUGAUGUACGGAAAAAAGUAGUCAGUGCUUUUAAGCGUCAUCUAGAAAUGGUGUUUGGAAUCAGUAAAAGCAGAGGAAGCACAUCGUCAAACACACCCUUUCCUGGCUCACAACAGGAACCAUCCUCCAUGACACCCAGAACUAAUGUGGCAUCUGGAGAAUAUGGUCGCAUCAAUAUAAAACCAAUAAAUGAUUCAAUUACUAAUGCAUAUCUUGAUGUCAUCGUUAACAGCACCAAUAAAAUCCUCCAGCUUAAUGAUGGUUCUCUCUCCAAAUCUAUUCUCAAUGCUGCUGGUCCAGAGAUACAAUAUGAAUGUAACCAGAAAUAUCCUCGAGGUAUUUCUACAUCUACAAUAGCCAUCACUAAAGGACAUGACCUCAAAUGUAAGAAUGUAUUUCAUCUGACAUUACCUGAGUGGGAUGAAAAUUCCUCUGAUUCAAUUCUGGCAAACUUGACUCAAAUAAUAACCACUUGUCUGGAAAAUGCUGAGGAAUUGGGAGCCAAAAGUCUUGCAUUUCCUAUAUUAGGGGCUGGGGCAUUGAAUUACCCCAUUGAAAAUCUACCCGAAACAAUGUAUGAAGCAGUGAAAAGCUACUCAAACCAAAAUCCAAGCCAGAUCAAAGAUGUUUACUUUGUGUUUAAACCUGAAGACACAGAAAUAGUAAAGAAACUUAAAGAAUAUUUCCAAGAAAACACAACAGGUAGUUCAGCUGCAUCAUCAGGAACCACAUUGUCAAACAACUCCCGUCAUCAUCCACAACACCCCAGAACUAAAAUGAUAUCCACACAUGUUGGUGACAUCAAAAUACAACUAAUAUUUGAGUCAAUUUCUAAUGUAUAUGUUGAUGUUGUCGUUAACAGCAGCAAUAAAGAACUCCAGCUUAACAGGGGCUCUGUCUCUAAACUUCUUCUCAAAGCUGCUGGUCCACAGAUACAAGAUGAAUGUAACCAGAAAUAUCCUCAAGGUAUUUCUACAUCUGAAAUUGCCAUCACUAAAGGACAUGACCUCAAAUGUAAGAAUGUAUUUCAUCUGGUAUUACCUGACUGGAAUGAAAAAAACCCUGAUUCAAUUCUGGCAAACUUGACUCAAAUAAUGACCAUUUGUCUGGAAAAUGCUGAGAGAAUGGGAGCAAAAAGCCUUGCAUUUCCUAUAUUAGGGGCUGGGGCAUUGAAUUACCCCAUUGAAAAUCUACCCGAAACAAUGUUUGAAGCAGUGAAAAGCUACUCAAACCAAAAUCCAAGCCAGAUCAAAGAUGUUUACUUUGUGGUUUAUCCUAAAGACACAGAAAUAGUAAAGAAAUUUAAAGAAUAUUUCCAAGAAAUAUCAGCAGAUGGUUCAGAUGAUUCAGAUGGUUCUGAUGGUUCACAUGGUUCAGAUGUAUCAUCAGAUCAUGAAGAUGAAGAAAUAGACGAUAAUGUCUCUGCUGGUCAACAAGAAGAUAGCGUCACAUUGAAAUUCAUUACUAAUUACAGAAAUCUUAACCAUGCUAUAAAAACUGUUGGAAAGGAGUACAAUUCCCAAUUAACAACUAAAGAAAUCCCAUUUGAUAUGGAGUUAAAAGGAUUUCGAAAGCCGAAUUUAAAGAGUAUUGGUACAGAUCAUGAAGUCCAGAUUUCUAUCAGGGACAAAAUUAAAAUUCAUGGCAGAUAUUCUCAUGUAAAAAAUGCUAAACUUGAUGUCCAAUCAUUAUUACUGGAAUACAAAGAGGCUGAUGAGGAAAUCCUUUUUAAAGACAUCGUACAAUGGUCUUACUUUGAUGAAAAUAAUCCAGAAAACAUAAGAAUGUUUAGUGACAAAGAAAAUGCCAAGCUUGAGAAAGCAAACUCACAGAAAAAGAAAUCCCUUGAUUGGAACAACAGAAGAUACGAUUUUCAGAAAAUGAGUUUUCAACAUGGAGGGAAGAAUUAUAAAAUGAAGAGAAAAAACCUAAUGGAUGAAGCGAUCCCUAAUACAUGGUCACCAAUGGGAGACAACGAAUUGCUUAAAAGUGUUCAAAUCACAAAUGGACAAGAAUAUGAUGACAUCCAAGCCAUUUUCAGUCAAUAUUUGCCUUCCUAUCAUAUAACCAAAAUUGAGAGAAUUCAAAAUAAAGCAUUAUACCACGGAUACCAAGUAUUGAAAAGAAAGUAUGAGCUAGAAAAUCCAAACAUUUCAAAUGAAGUUGAUAGCCUUUGGCAUGGUACUGCUGGAGGAUCUAUUGAUGGAAUAAAUAAAUCAGGAUUCAACCGUAGCUAUUGUGGUAAAAAUGCCACAGCAUUUGGUGAAGGUGUUUAUUUUGCCAGAGACAUCCAAUAUUCUGCACAAGAUAAAUAUUCUGCUCCUGACGCUAACAACACAAAGAGAAUAUACUUAUGCAGUGUUCUUGUGGGAAAAAUGAUGAAAGGAAGUCAUGGUUUAAAAGUUUUACAGGAUUCUUGCAAUUCUGCUGUUGAUGAUAUUCAAAAUCCCACUAUUUAUGUUAUUUUCCAUGACAAUCAGGCAUAUCCUAAAUAUUUGAUUGAAUUUGCUCAAUGAAAUCAACACUAACACUAUGUAAAUUUGUAACUCUGAAACUAUUCAGAUUUGUAACAUCUCUUUGGAUUUAUAACAGUAAACAUUUUCAGAUUUUCCACAAAAUUA
Molecule: messenger RNA, 3871 nt
Organism: Octopus sinensis (East Asian common octopus)
Lineage: Eukaryota; Metazoa; Mollusca; Cephalopoda; Octopoda; Octopodidae
Product: protein mono-ADP-ribosyltransferase PARP14-like
Exons: 16
Coding region: 578-3766 (1062 amino acids)
Biological process (GO): negative regulation of gene expression
Cellular component (GO): cytoplasm; nucleus
Molecular function (GO): NAD+ poly-ADP-ribosyltransferase activity; transcription corepressor activity
Source: RefSeq, a predicted model, not a curated record